Molecule: messenger RNA, 795 nt
Organism: Silurus meridionalis
Lineage: Eukaryota; Metazoa; Chordata; Actinopteri; Siluriformes; Siluridae
Gene: siva1
Product: SIVA1, apoptosis-inducing factor
Exons: 4
Coding region: 93-614 (173 amino acids)
Biological process (GO): extrinsic apoptotic signaling pathway
Molecular function (GO): CD27 receptor binding
Source: RefSeq, a predicted model, not a curated record
CGCAGAGAGACAUCGCGGGAAAACAGCUUGGUAGAGGAGCAGGACUGUUUGUUUUCUUUCCACGCGGGAGUCGCCAUUUCUUCAACUUUAAAAUGCCUAAAAGGUCCUGCCCUUUCACCGACUCGUUUUCGACGCAGUAUAAAAUCCACGUUGGACAGAAGGAGCUGAACCUGCACGGGGUUUUCGGAAACAAGUACAGGCAGGAAGUUUACGAAAAGACCAAGAAUCUGCUCUUCAAUGGGACCCGAGCUGUUAUGGGGCAAAUUUGGAAGGUGAAUGCAGAAGGAAAGUGCUCUGCUGUGGAUAUGUGUAAUCGGGUUGAUGUAACUCCUGCAAAUAAUCAGCUGCUACUGAAAGGACAGACUCUGAUCGGGCUGGAUGGGAAACUGACGAAAGCCAAGGCAGCUUCAGGCGGUGCGAGUGUUCCGGCUGUGUGCGCCGUGUGUCAGCGGUCAUCAGGCACGAGGACGACCUGCUCUCAAUGCGAUCGCAGCGCAUGUCCCUCCUGCACGCAGCAAUGCAGCAGCUGUUCCAACCGCUGCUGCUCUGUGUGCACCAUCACAGAUUACACUGAGCGCUAUGACAAAGUCCUCUGCUGUAGCUGCUCUUCAUGAGAUGGAUGUAAAGACGCCUGGACCGACGGCUGGAGGAAAAGCUGAAACGUUUGUUUUGUGCUUGUAAUAAACUUUAGCGCAUUCCACACUGUAAAUGCAUUUUAUAUAUAUUUUACACAUGUAAUCCUUUGUGUACAUAUGUAUUUUUUAAUUGUUGAAAUAAAUACUUAAUAAAUUUGAA